Messenger RNA from Epithele typhae, 1260 nucleotides. RefSeq lists its product as uncharacterized. The record is from RefSeq and is a predicted model, not a curated record. The transcript has 6 exons. Bases 1 to 1260 code for a protein of 419 amino acids. NCBI's taxonomy places the organism in Eukaryota, Fungi, Basidiomycota, Agaricomycetes, Polyporales, Epitheliaceae.
AUGGGCGUGGCCAUCUCGACUGGGACUGAACCUGUGGACAAAACCCCGCCGCCAUCGCUGCAGCAAUACUCAGCCGGGUCCACACACCCUCCUUCCGCGUCGGAGGCCCGACAGUCCCUCGGAGACCUUCGGCGAACCCACUCCGCCCUCGUACUCGUCCAGUCCCACGUCUCGUCGAAAAAGCGCCUCUUCCUCUCUAUGAGCCCCGCCGCAGCUCUGCCGAUUGACGUUCCCUCCUCGAGCUUCCCGAGCUCAGCUUUCGACGACCAAGCAUACCCACCCGUGCUGGCGCGCAUUCCAGCUCCGAUCGGGGGCGUCCCCGCCCCGCCCGACUUCGCGCCAUCCUGCUUGUUCGCCGUGCUCUAUGGACUCCUCGUCCCACUCGCGCUCUACCGCUCGUGCGCGCGCAAGUCGCGGAACCUGAUCGUGAUCUUCUCGCUCGUGGUCAUUGUGGAAAGAGUCGCCUUCUUCUCCACCCGCGCCGCGAUCUCGCGCUCGUUCUCCACGUCGACGCGCGCGUCCCCGGCCUACCUCGCCUACGCGCAGAGCACCCUCGCCGCUGGCUUCGUCUCCGUCGCCAAGGAUCUCGUCGGUGCCGUGCGCGCUCUCCUCGUGCACGAGCCCGUCAAGCCCCCGCGCGUCACACUCGUCCCUGCGCCGCUCCCCUCAGCGCAUGCCGGCCUCCCGCGUCUGCUACCGGUGUCGUGGAUAUGGUCCCGGCGGCAGUCGGCCUCGGCCUCACUCGCGGGUCCCUGGAUGACGCGCGAGCGCGAGCGCGUGGCGUACGAGACCGCCAGCGUCGCGCUCUCGCUCGCGUUCCUCGUCGCCCUCGCCCUCGCGCUCUCCUCGGGCGCCACGUACGCCAGGGCGCUCUUCUUCGAGUCCGCUGCGGCGCAGACGGUCUCUCUCCGGUACGCGAGCGCCGGCCUCGCGCUCGCGCUCGUCUCCGUCGUGCACGUCCUGGCGUACUGGGCGUGGGUGCGGAAUCCGGCCGCGGUCGCGCUGUCCUCGGUCCUGCUCAUCUCCGCCGUGUGCACCCUGCUGUCCGUGGUAGGGAUAUACAGGCUCGUCGUCGUCGGCCUCCUCACGGACGACAUACUCUCGACGGACGCCGGAAGCCUGAACGGCGUCGGCUCGAAGAUGGCGUUCUACGUCUUCCACGCCGCAGCGGAGUGGAUGGCGAUCGCUGUUCUGCUGUGUGCGAACGCGCGGGAGCGGUUCGGCGCCGUGUGGCUGCUCAGCUGUGGCGGAUCUGCAUGA